ACCGAGGAGCAGCAAUACAUUGCAACACAAGGUCCGAAGGAAGGAACUGUGUGGGAUUUUUGGAGAAUGAUUUGGGAGCAGAAUUCGGGGAAAAUAGUAAUGGUUACAAACCUAAAGGAAGGAACCAAGUCGAAAUGUCAUCCUUACUGGCCGCCUGUCGGUAAAACGAUGACUAAUGGACAUCUAUCGGUAACCGUCAUGGAGGAAAAGCGUCUCCUAGCUUUUAUAUCCCGAACUUUGGGAAUAAUGAAUCAAGAGACUGAAGAAAAGCGCACAGUAUUCCAAUUCCACUUCAUCACUUGGCCGGAUCACGGCGUUCCUAACUCGUUCCAGUUGGUCCAGUUCCAACGGUCAGUAGAUCAACAACAGACUAGCCUACUGGGACCGUUGGUUGUACAUUGCAGCGCUGGAAUAGGUAGGACUGGUACCUAUAUCGCUCUCGAUGCUCUCUUGAAACAUUCUCAAUCGUCCCAGACAAUAGACGUCUACCAGUACACUCUGACGAUGCGCAAAGACAGGCUGAAUAUGAUCCAGACAGUGGAGCAAUACAUAGCUCUACACGACGCCUUAGAUGUCAGUUUGACAUUUCCAGAUACGUCAAUCCCUAAAGGUCGAUUCGGAGUAGAUCAAGACAAUCGACACCAUCGGAUACAAGACGAAUGUGAAGCCCUGAACAAAACAAAACAAGCCUUUGUUGAAAAAGACUAUUCGAUUGCACUUUCGAAUGCAAACAUACCGAAGAACAGGUCAAGAGAUUGCAUACCAGUCAAUCGAUUUCGGGUACGAUUAAAAUCGCCCAUGGAGGGAAGAAACGAUUACAUCAACGCGGUAGUCCUACCAUCCUGUUCCAAGUCCUAUGGUUUUUUGGCUACACAGUUACCAUUGGAAGACACAUGUGUGGAUUUCUGGCGUAUGGUCUAUGACUAUAACUCUCAAAUUGUUGUUCUGCUCGACAGACCAGAAAGUGAUGUGCAAUUGCUUCCUGAGGACGAUCAGUCAGAUCUUGAAAUAGAGGUAUUCAAAAUCAGCAUGUCGGGCACAAUUAAGGAUCUUGGUGAUACUCAAGAAGUGGACAUCUGCCUACACAAACAACAGGAUAAAGAGAAAAGACAACUGAAAGUUUUGCUGACUUCAGUAAGAGAUCGGGACACCAAUAAGAUAGCCACACGUAGAUUGGUUAAUGCUGUUUCGUCAACGAUUCGUCUAAAGGCGGCACGAAAAAAUACUGCCAUAACAGUUGUUUGCAGAGAUGGAAAAACCAAUUGUGUUCCAUUCUGUUUGCUCAAAACUGUUAUUGAAAGGAUGGACCUAGAUAACAUUGUUGAUGUAUUCGAUGCCACAAGAGAAAUCCAGACCAGACGACCUGACACCUUCAAAACAAUGGAGGACAUCCGUGUGAUAUACCAAUCACUGGAGGAAUACAUUGACUCAACAUCGGUCUAUUUGAAUGAAUAAGCGAGGUAUGGAUGAGGUGAAGUUGAUUUUUAAAAAGCGCAUUAAAUUACGGAAAAAUCACGAAUGCCGAUCGAAGUGUUAUUCUACGGUUGGACAUAGGAUAAAUCAUAGUCCCUACGGUGGUCUGCGUUCCAUACUACAAAAUGAUGUCAAUAUGACAGUCCCAAUAACGGCCACACUUUGACACUCUAGGCAGUAGUUUGUCGGUACCAGGUUCCAGUGUGGCCACAAUUCAGUCGACAAUUCAAUACCGGUAUUCAUGGCGGCCACUGUCAUUCAACAGUUCGAUACUUGUCUCCAUAGUGGCCACAGCUGAGUUAACAGUUCAAUACUAGCCUCAAAAGUGACCAUAUUCAGUCAACAGUUCAAUACUGGUCUACAAGGUGGCCUCAGUCCAACACUACAGACAGUAUAAGGUUACCUGCUGUCUCCUAGGCGACAGCAGUUUGUCACUUGUCCUUUUAUGUUGCAACAAUGCCAUUACAUUUCUAGUCUGUAGACCAAUACCAGUCGCAACAGACGGCCACAGUUAAAACAAACUAGUCCCAUAAGUUGCCACAGUUCGGCAUUAGGAUGUAAAUAGCAGUCCUCGUGACGGUUCAGUACGAUACUAGUUCCGGAAUUAAAGAGAGUUCGAGACUUUUACGAUAGAAUGUCCAUUUAUUUGCAAUUCCAGUCUUGCGCAAAACUAUGAGUUAUGUAAAAGGACAAAACUGUUUGAUAUAUAAUUUGCAUUACUGUAUGUAUAUCUUUAUGUUGUUGAUUGAAUCAAAAGCAAUGUUGCAGUCAUGUAUUAACUAUUAUUGAAACGAGAAAGUACCAGCGGAGGUCGGGGGCGCAGUUGAUAGCGCACUUGCCUUUCACCAAAGUGGCCGGGGUUCGAUUCCCUGAUCGGACGCGAAAAGGUAUGCGGUUACCUGCCCGGCCACGUGGGUUUUUUCUGGGAACUCAAGUUUCCUCCCAAAUUAAGACCCCCGCGCCAAUAAUUGUCUUUGUUAACUGUUGUAAAUUGAGUUAAUUUAAAAAUAAGAGAUAAAACGAUGCUGAACAUUUGUUCGGAUACAUCAUAUUUAGUGUGAUUGCCAUUCAUGAUUGAAAUACACAUUAGUUUUUACUGUAUAUUAUUUAAACAUCAAAGUCAUUUGGUUUAUUUUUCUUGAUUUGUUUAUUAUUGUUUUAUUUGUAUAAUGGGAGAAACUGAUUUUGUUACUUUUUGUUGUUAUGUUUAUUUAAUUUUUUAUAUUUUAAUUGCUUACUUCAUUUUACUAAUGUUUAUACUCACAAUAUUUUAACUCAUUGAAUAUUUAUAAAUGUAAGUGUUCUGUGUUUUGUUCUGUGUCUCGAUAAAGGAACGGAUUGCUCCAAAAAUUGGCCAACCUUAUAUUGUCUACACUGUUGGAAUUACCUCAUAGUCCAAUAUCUCAAUCAUCAGUAAUUCCAGCGUUUUGUGAUAAUUUACUGUUGACAAUACUUUUUUGAACCAUAUACAUAAACAUAUAUGAUCCUACUAGAGGUUUUAUUUCAUAUGAGAUUUAUAAAAAAAACUCGUCACGAACUUUUCAUUUGGAAGUCUAUAUACAUCCGCAUUGUCUCUAUUGUGACGUCAUACUCUAAUUCCAUUGCAUUACAUUAUCAUUUGAUUAUGUCACAAAAGGUUAUAUAACAUUAAUUCAUACGAAGGAAUAGGACUAUGAUAUUUUCACUAAAUAACAUGGUUGUCGUGAAAAAUGUAUUGAUAUCCGUGAAUAAAUGAGCAUUUAUCGA
Messenger RNA from Mizuhopecten yessoensis (Yesso scallop), 3219 nucleotides. Its product is annotated as receptor-type tyrosine-protein phosphatase T-like. The transcript is spliced from 13 exons. Lineage: Eukaryota; Metazoa; Mollusca; Bivalvia; Pectinida; Pectinidae. Gene Ontology annotation, biological process: protein dephosphorylation. The coding region runs from base 67 to 1455 and encodes 462 amino acids. Gene Ontology annotation, molecular function: protein tyrosine phosphatase activity. The record is from RefSeq and is a predicted model, not a curated record.